Scheffersomyces stipitis CBS 6054 is the source of this 666-nucleotide messenger RNA. RefSeq lists its product as uncharacterized. Gene Ontology annotation, molecular function: intramolecular lyase activity. Lineage: Eukaryota; Fungi; Ascomycota; Pichiomycetes; Serinales; Debaryomycetaceae. The transcript has a single exon. The record is from RefSeq and is a predicted model, not a curated record. The annotation marks the transcript as partial.
AUCACUGUUGACUCGUCUAUUUCUCCUUUUCCUUUAACGAUUCAGGAAGCCAAGCAGGCUAAUGUUCAUGACGAUUUCCAACUCUUGGGCCAUGGAGUCAGAUCAGUGACUUUCGUUUCUUUCAAGGUCUACGGCAUUGGUAUAUACAUAGCCAAAAAGGAUGUCAAAAAAGCCCAUGACUUGUUAUUGGGAGAUUUGUCCUCUUCCCCCGAUGGUAAAUUGGAAGACUUGUUGAACGAUGCGGAAAAAUCAGUUGAAAUUGUAGAAAAGUUGCUUGACAGUGGAGUUCGUUUCUUGGUCAGAUUAUCGCCUGUGAGAAACACCGACUUCAACCACAUGAAGGACGGACUUAUCAAGUCUAUCUUAGCCAACCCAAAAAGUAAAGAAAAUAGAGAACUUGUUGGAGAGGGAUUGGAUCAGUUGAGAACUGCCUUUUCGGGCCGCAAGGGUUCUGUUCCAAAAGAUCAUUUACUUUAUUUCGAGAUUCUCCCUGGCGGCAAAUUGUCGGUCUCGUACGAGAAUCCAGUAAAGAAGUCAAUUGCUGAAAUGGGAGUUGUUCAAGAGCCACUUGUGAGUAAGAUCUUGUUUUUGCUGUAUCUCAGUGGUAGAAAGCCAUUAUCGGAAUCUUUGAGAAAAAGUUCUGUCGAAGGAUUGGCAUCGUUGUAA